This is a messenger RNA of Rodentolepis nana, 1332 nucleotides long. Lineage: Eukaryota; Metazoa; Platyhelminthes; Cestoda; Cyclophyllidea; Hymenolepididae. The record is from the annotation of a GenBank genome assembly.
AUGACGAUACCUUUGCUUGGUGGACUUCAAGAACUAUUUAGAGGACGUCACGGGAGCAGUAAUGACAAUUUCGCCACUCUUGAAGAUUUGGCCGAUCGUCUUAAUCGCUUCUACUCUAUGGGCAUCAUUACCAUUUGCGCAGGCAUAACUAUGACCUCCGUCUACUUUCUUCGUCCCAUUACAUGCACUUCCUCUGAGUAUCCAACCAUACCAAACUUUUUCGCCUACAUUGAGUCCAUAUGCUGGACAGAAGGAACUAUUGACCUUCGAAAAAGUGAUCGAAUUCCCAAUACCCAAGAAGAAUGGGAUCGUCUUCGAGGCAAAGCCGACAUUUCUUUCUAUCAAUGGGUGCCAUUUUGUCUGGCAAUUCAAGCAAUUCUCUUCUUCCUGCCACAUCUCCUAUGGCAGUCACUCACUGUCAAUACUCUGGGUGAUGACUUUGGUGCUCUAAUCGCUCGCGCCAAGGCCGCCAACACCACCGGUGAUGCCGAUAUUCGUACGAAAUUGGUAAGAACUUGUGCAGAUCAACUCUUUCGCGUCUCACGUCAGCAUUCCCGACUCCACUCUGGCAAGUCAUUCAAAGCUCGUUUGUACCGUUUCCUCCUCACCUACGUACCCGGCACACACCUCUUUGUAUUCGGCAAACGAUUGGGCAAUCGCACGGCAUUCUAUUACCUCAUUAUCAAACUCCUGUAUAUUGUCAAUUGUGUUGGCCAAAUCUUCCUCAUCAUGCUAUUUCUCAGUCCCGAUGGAAUAACUCGCACUGAUUUCAUUCAAUUCACACUUCGACUCUUCAACACCCUCGUGAAUAAUCGCGAAUGGAAAGGAAGUGACCUCUUUCCCAUGCGUGCAAUUUGCCCAGUUAGUUUGCACAUUCUCGGACAUCGAAAUCAAUUGUUCACAGCCAUCUGUGCACUGCCCAUUAACAUGCUGAACGAGAAAAUUUACAUCUUCCUCUUUGUGUGGCUACUAUUUGUGCUCUCCAUCUCAGUAUUUAGCACCCUGGUGUGGAUGAGUCGUUUUGUCUUCCUCUCCCGAAGUGUGUCCUUCCUCACACGUCUUCUCAACAUUUCGCAAGAUGCGGCUCGUCCCACGUUGGAUAGAAAUAACAAGCUGGUGAGAUAUGACAAAGCUGAUGUCAAGGAUGAGGAGAUGUUGAAGAACCAAUUUGUUCGAGAAAUCGGACUUGACGGCUAUUUCAUGAUACAAAUGUUGAAAAAUAAUGCUGGUGACGUGGUGAGUGGGGAGAUUCUGCUUUCUUGGUGGAAAAUAUAUCAGCUUGUGGAUAGGCUUGAACAUGAAGUAGAGGAGGAUGCCGUGAAUAUGGUUUAA